AUGUGCGUCACCACGGAUACUGAUCGAUUCCCUCUCAUUCACCUCACCAGCUGCCACGCCGCCGCUGCCGCCGCUACCUGGCCGACUUGAGUGAGCAUAGGGCACGAGCGGAAGAAAGGACACUGAGUGCGUGGCAGUGAGUGCAGCAUCCCCAUAGGAGCAUCACAACUUGGGAGACGCCGCAUCCGAGGCAGGGGACACACACACACACGCCAUGACCGCCUGGGGAAGGGUGGGGGCUGUGCUCUGCUGCCUGGCAUGUGUCUCCUCUCAGGGCGCACCAGCCUCAGACUAUCUCGAUGACAACUUCCUGUACGAGAUGAGGAGCCUCCUGGACAACCCCGAGUCCUGGCGGGGUGUGUCAGGGGGCGGCCACCCCCGCGCCGUGGAGCGCUGGGGGCCGGGGAUUCAGCUGGGCCAAGUGUCUGGGGUGUCUGUUGACCCUCAGGGCAGACCCGUCAUCGUCCACCGCGGACCCCGCGUCUGGGACCAGAGGAUGUUCAACGCCACGCACCACUACCAGGGGGAGGAGGCGGCCAUCGGGGAGGACGUGGUGCUGGUGCUGGACCCGGAGUCUGGGUCUGUGGUGCGGUCCUGGGGCGCCGGCCGCUUCCUGCUGCCCCACGGGGUGACGGUGGACCAGUGGGGCAACACCUGGCUGACGGACGUCGCCCUCCACCAGGUGUUGAAGUUCACUCCCAGCGGGGAAGAGCCACAGCUGGCACUAGGAGAGGCGAGGAUUCCCGGCAGCGACAACACUCACUUCUGCAAGCCCACCAGUGUCGCUGUGGCAUCAUCCGGCGACUUCUUCGUGGCGGACGGCUACUGCAAUGCCCGCGUAAUGAGGUUCGCUCCUGAUGGCAUGCUGAAGGACACGUUCGGCCGCCGCGGCAGGGACGGAAGCCCCAGCGCUCUGUACGUGCCACACGGCCUGGCCCUGGACGAGACCCUGGACGCCCUGUGUGUGGCGGACAGGGAGAACAGGCGUGUGGUGUGCGUGCGGGCCGGUGUACAGGAGCCUGAGGAGUUCGGCGAGCACCUGCGCACCCUCCAGGACCCUUACCACGGCAGGGUGUUCGACGUGGCCGCCACCAACGGGGCUCUGGUGGGCGUGGGCGGCAGCGAGGGGGAGAGCGCCGCGAUGGGCUUCACCGCAGACCUUCGUGACGGACAGCUGAAGGACACGUGGCGGCCCUCCCGAGGCUUCCACAACCCGCACGCCGUGGCCCUCAGCAGGGACGAGACGGCCAUCUACGUGGCCGAGAUUGGCCCCAACCGGGUAUGGAAGUUCAUCGUAGACAACAACGGCAAGGGAACCCGGCCCAAGUACUGAAGAUCACCGCUCACUGCAGCCCUUGUGCCCGGCCUCGCCCUGCCUCCCACGGCCUCAGGAUGUGCAUUCAGGCUUCGUUUCUAGUGGUCUUACUCUGCCACACAAGCAUUUCUGUGACGGUGACAUUCUCUUCUUACUCUUCUUACUCGGAGUCAAGGAAGAGGCCGGCAAGACGCCAUAACAUGACGCCUUGCCGGCCACUGGUGUUUACAUUAUCACAUAUUAGGUGAUUAUGUAAUAACCUGCACACUGUUAAUGAAAGGAUUUUUUUUUCUUUUGUGAUCUUCCCCUAACAAUGUAUGUUUUUAAUCACUAGCCAUCAAUAUUUUAUUACAUGGCCCUUCUUGUGUAAUUCCGGCGAGGCUGAGUCACCUCACCUGUACAGUAUCAUUGUGCAGGUUAUUCUAUACCAGAAAAAGAAAUAGAGAAAAAAGUCGCUGAUAUUGCGUGCCGCUGUGAGAGUUGGGACGUGUUAACAACGGUUAGGUGGAUUGAAGACGUAGUGGAUGGCUGGUGAAGCGUGAUUGCACGUGAUACACUGGCCGUCGGCUCCUCCAGCAGCUCAUCCAGUUCUAGUUCUUGAGUAUGGACGAGAUUUCACUGCAAACACGUAUUGGAGUUAGUAUGUUCUUAAAUAUUAAUAUGAUCUGUUUUACAAAUAGAAACAUUGAUCAACUGACGAUGUAUGACUUUUCAAGUCUUAUGAGAAACUUGCUUUUUUUAUUGUGUAUCACUCAUGAGACACUCAUAAACCAACCCAGCUUAAUUACAAUCGCUAUACGUAUAUCUUUGUUGACUCCUAUUGUAUGAAUAUAUUAAGGCGACAACGCACUUUCCUCAAGCCAAACAGACGCAUCACUCUCUUGAACACAUCCGUGCAAUACUCAUAACCAAACCUCAUUACACUAGCUUUAUACAGUACCUUCGUUGAGUCCCACUGUAUGAGUACUGCACAACUGAAGGUGACAACGCACUUUCCUCAAGCCAGACAGACGCAUCAUUCUUUCGAACACACUGGUGCGACGUUCACAACUCAAUUACAAUGGCUAUAUACCUUCGCUGACUCGUUUCUUCCCACUGUAUGAGUAGUAUAAUGCUGAGCACUCUCCUCAGGCCAGACAGACGCAUCAUUAUUGAACAGAGGUCAUAGAGGAGAGCACAACCAUAUCAAUGUCUCAAGUGACAGGUAGGGAGAUAAGGAGAGUUGUCACCUUGCAGCCGGCAGGAGGGGAAGGAAGGGUGGCAGUCCUACCCCGUGUGUGUGUGUGUGUGUGUGUAUGUGUGUGCUACAGUGCUCUUCGCCACUCCUUGAGAAUUAAACAGGCGAAGAUUUAAAAAUGCAUACAUAUGUAUAUUUAUUUAUGCAUUUAUUUGUGUUGUGUCUAAGUAUGUGGCUUAUAUCUUGUUUUUUUUUUCCCUUAUUCUUGUGGCUGGGACAUUAUUGGAUAGAUGAGAGAGAGAGAGAGAGAGAGAGAGAGAGAGAGAGAGAGAGAGAGAGAGAGAGAGAGAGAGAGAGAGAGAG
Molecule: messenger RNA, 2855 nt
Organism: Scylla paramamosain (green mud crab)
Lineage: Eukaryota; Metazoa; Arthropoda; Malacostraca; Decapoda; Portunidae
Product: peptidyl-alpha-hydroxyglycine alpha-amidating lyase 2-like
Exons: 6
Coding region: 215-1333 (372 amino acids)
Biological process (GO): peptide metabolic process
Cellular component (GO): extracellular region; membrane
Molecular function (GO): catalytic activity; protein binding
Source: RefSeq, a predicted model, not a curated record